CACACGGGAACGGGACCAUGGUCACUCCCCUCGUCAAGCAUAAGAUCGUCAAGAAGCGAACCGCUAAGUUCAAGCGGUUCCAGAGCGACCGCAAGGUCACCGUCAAGGAGUCUUGGAGGAAGCCCCGUGGUAUUGAUGGCCGCUUCAGGCGCAAGUUCAAGGGUCUUCCCCCUCACCCCAACGUCGGCUACGGGUCCAACAAGAAGACCAAGCACCUGCUCCCCAACGGCUUCUACAAGUUCGUCGUCCACAACGUCGCCGACCUUGACCUUCUCAUGAUGCACAACAGGAAAUACUGCGCUGAGGUUGCCCACAACGUCUCCACUCUGAACCGCAAGGCGAUCGUGGAGCGUGCGCAGCAGCUCAACGUGAACGUGAUCAACAAGUCGGCCAAGCUCAGGAGCGAGGAGGAUGAGUAAAUGGCGCGCACGUCGGCUUUGGGGGUUUGCUCUUGUAGUGCUUUGUGCCGAGGGGAUGGGUAUCCGCCUCGGCAAGGGUUUAGCGCGCUGUUUAUCGUUGUGAUGAUAACCGCGUAAA
This is a messenger RNA of Micromonas commoda, 537 nucleotides long. RefSeq lists its product with no specific name. The coding region runs from base 18 to 419 and encodes 133 amino acids. Gene Ontology annotation, cellular component: cytosolic large ribosomal subunit; ribosome. Gene Ontology annotation, molecular function: structural constituent of ribosome. Gene Ontology annotation, biological process: translation. Lineage: Eukaryota; Viridiplantae; Chlorophyta; Mamiellophyceae; Mamiellales; Mamiellaceae. The transcript is spliced from 3 exons. The record is from RefSeq and is a predicted model, not a curated record.